Messenger RNA from Hibiscus syriacus, 927 nucleotides. Its product is annotated as cyclin-D3-3-like. Gene Ontology annotation, molecular function: cyclin-dependent protein serine/threonine kinase regulator activity. The transcript has 6 exons. Lineage: Eukaryota; Viridiplantae; Streptophyta; Magnoliopsida; Malvales; Malvaceae. The coding region runs from base 1 to 927 and encodes 308 amino acids. Gene Ontology annotation, cellular component: nucleus; cytoplasm; cyclin-dependent protein kinase holoenzyme complex. Gene Ontology annotation, biological process: mitotic cell cycle phase transition; regulation of cyclin-dependent protein serine/threonine kinase activity. The record is from RefSeq and is a predicted model, not a curated record.
AUGUUAGAAAACACAGUCUUUGGUUCUCUCCUCCCUUGCUCCACACCAGAAAAUCGAUCGACUGUUUGGAAUCCUUCUCAUCGGCGAGGCAGGCGGUCGUCUUCUCAGGUUCUUCCUAGAGAAGGCUGCUGCUCUAGCACUUUAUCUUCUUAUGAAGAAGAAGAUGUUGGUUCCAGUAUGGAGGGAAGAAAGCACGAGGAAAAUGGAUCAAGCAUGGAGGGUAUAAUAGAGGAGACACUGGCACCGGGUGAAAACACAGUUAAGCCAGUUAAUGAGGCUUCUGCUUGGUCCAUGAGAUUGAUUGCACUGCAGUUGUCAACUGGUCAUAGCACCAGCAUUGAAGAAAUGGAGGAAGCAGAGUAUGUGUUUGAUUCAAAGACCAUACAAAGAAUGGAGCUUUUGGUGUUAUCGACACUGCAAUGGAGAAUGAAACAGGUAACACCAAUUUCUUUCUUCGAUCAUAUCACAAGGAGACUUGGAUUAAAGACCCAUUUGCAUUGGGAGUUCCUUUGUAGGUGUGAGCGUUUGCUUCUCUUCCUCAUAACUGAUUCAAGAUUCAUGCUUUAUGUUCCUUCUAUCUUAGCUGCUGCAACAAUGUUGCAUGUUGUUAAAGAGGUUGAACCAUGCCAUUAUCUUGAAUAUCAGAAACAGCUCGUUGGAGUGCUCAAGAUAUGCGAGGAUAAAGUAAAUGCCUGCUAUGAGCUCAUCUCAGAGUUACUGGAAAGGCAGUACAAAGGAAACCUAGGCAACAAAAGGAAGCAUAGAUCAAUACCGAGCAGCCCUAGUGGUGUCAUCGACGUGUCUUUCAGCUGUGAUAGCUCGGAUGGUUUGUGGGUUGUGAGUUGUGACAUCUUCAGUCUCUUCAUCACCACAGCCACUGUUUCACAAAAUCGUCUGUUUGUGGAUGUGCUUAGUAGCCAUCGAUAA